CAUUGAUUCAUCUGAUCAUCAUUCGCUUAAAGGAUAAGAAAGAAAAAAAAAAAAGAGCAGAGCAAAUUCUAAGAACUAUGAUGAGAGAGGAGGAAGAAGAAUGGCGAUCAGUUCACGAGGUUUUAUUGAUUGUUCUUCCUUAUCUUCAUUCCUUGUUCGAGCUUCUCUCUAUGACUCGCGUUUCUCGAUCGCUCAGAGACGCCAUCAGAGACGAAACCGCCUUGUGGACAAACUUCGUUAUUGAACCACCGUUGAGCUCUCGUCUGACCGACGAUAUUCUAUCGGAGAUCACUUCGAAAUCCGCCGGGAAGCUCAAGACUCUGAUUCUCCGUCAAUGUCUUAGGGUUACCGACAAAGGACUCCGUCGUGUGGUGGAUGCGAAUCCUCUCAUCACUAAGAUAAUUGUGCCUGGAUGCUCUGUAUUGACUCCUAAAGGAAUCAUGGAAUGUGUUGAAAGCUUGUCCAAGAACAAUCAUAAACUGGAGACACUUCACAUCAAUGGCGUCAAUGGCUUUACCAAACAACAUCUCUUAGCACUUUCGACUUACCUUUCUCCCGAGGGAACAAUCGACGUCGAGGUCUGUCCCAAAUGCGAUCAAGUAAUGAUGAUUCCGCCUUGCUCAAGAGAAUCAUGUAACCAGAAGCAAACGAAUGAACGCAAGUGCCGGGGAUGCUGGCUUUGUAUCCCUAGAUGUGCAGAGUGCUCAGUGUGCCUUGUUGCUCCAGAUACUGAGAGUCAAGAAGCAGCGUGUGGUAAUGACGACGUUCUGUGUCUUGAAUGUUGGCUUGUGCUUCCCAAGUGCAGGUUCUGCAAUAAACCCUAUUGCACUAUUCACAGCACUCGUCGACAUGAGAUUGCAAUCUCUGAUGCUGCGUCUCGGCCUUCGUUUGAAUGCGAAGCUUGUUACUAUAGGGCAGGUACAAACCCAUAUGAAGUCGACUAUCAAAUCUAAAAGAAAAACACUUGUUGUCUGCAACUUUUUCUAUUUUGUAUAUGAAUAGCUUGGAUUGUUAAAUAUUCAGCCAUACUCAUGGAUAGAAAAAA
Molecule: messenger RNA, 1045 nt
Organism: Arabidopsis lyrata subsp. lyrata
Lineage: Eukaryota; Viridiplantae; Streptophyta; Magnoliopsida; Brassicales; Brassicaceae
Product: F-box protein SKIP28
Exons: 3
Coding region: 78-953 (291 amino acids)
Cellular component (GO): cytoplasm
Molecular function (GO): protein binding
Source: RefSeq, a predicted model, not a curated record